AAAGGCGUCUGUUUCUGUGUGGUGUGUAUCGGUCCUGUUGUAGACUUUCGUGCUUGUGCUGUAUUUUCAUUUAUAUCCUAUAAUUUACGUUUUUUUUAUAGUUCAUUUAUGUGCAAACGUAAUAACUUAUACGAUCUCCUUCAUCCAUACUUCAAAGCUGCUACUGGCAUUGGCUGCUAAUUGGAUAUCGGCAUAACCUAAACUAAGAGCGCCUUAAAAGGAUUAAUCAGGAGAACCAGGUGAAUUUAAAGUUCUCUGACUUGGCCAGGACAACCCUCUCUCCCCUGCUGUUGAGCUCAACUCUCUAUUGACCAGGCUAGAGAACGUCACAUCACGGCUAGAGAAGACUGUUGACUCACCUAAGACACUCACUCACUCCAAUUCUGCCACUCAAGUGAACUUGUCGCCACCUCUCCGCUCCAGUAUGAGCUCUCAGGCUUACCAGGACAUCAUCUCUGGCCCUCUGUCAUCCUACCUCUCACUGUCCAGCAAGAUAGGAGCUGAAGUUGCUGCCCAGGCCAAGCUAGUCAGCGAUGCUUUCCAGACGCAGCUGCAGUACCUGAGGCUAGCCGAGGCCCGGACAGUGCCAUCACAGUCUGAGCAGGCAGGUCUGCUGCAGCCCACGUCUGCAGUCAUCACUGCCAUUCAAGAGCUGCGGGAGAAGAACCGUACCUCACAAUACUUCAACCAUCUCAGCGCCAUCAGUGAGAGCAUCCCCGCACUGGGCUGGGUCACUGUGAGUCCUGCCCCAGCACCAUACAUCAAGGAGAUGAAUGAUGCUGGACAGUUCUACACCAACAGAGUCCUCAAGGAUUGGAAACAAAAGGACCAGACGCAUGUGGACUGGGUGAAGGCGUGGGUGGAGACGUUGACAGAACUACAGGCAUUCGUCAAGCGACAUCACACGACGGGACUAGUGUGGUCCAAGACAGGCUCAGGUGCUGGAGUACCCCCUCCCCCACCCCCUGCUGGCCUACCUCCCCCACCCCCUCCCAUAGACUGUCUCUCCCUUAGUGAUGACGGGUCACAGGACCGGUCCGCUCUCUUUGCCGAGAUUAACAGAGGCGAGGACAUCACCAAAAGCCUCAAGAAAGUGACGCCAGAUAUGCAGACACAUAAGAACCCCGGGUUGAGGACGGGUCCGGCCCCGUUCAAAGCUGCAACUGCCCCCACAGCCCAGGUUCCCAGCCCCGCCAAGGUUCUCGCCUCCAACAAACCUCCAGUCUUUGCGAAGGACGGCAAGAAAUGGCUUGUUGAGCACCAAAGAGGCAACAAGAACCUGGUUGUGGAUGGUGCAGAGAUGAACAAUGUUGUCUACAUGUACGGCUGCCUAGACUCCACUCUCACAGUCAAGGGGAAGAUCAACUCCAUCUUCCUCGACUCCUGCCGCAAGUCCGCCGUCGUGUUUGACUCUCUCGUGUCCUCCGUGGAGUUCGUAAACUGCCAGUCUGUCCAGAUGCAGGUGCUGGGUAAAGUCCCGACGAUAUCCAUUGACAAGACGGACGGCUGUCAGAUGUACCUGAGUCCCGACUCCCUCGAUGUGGAAAUUGUCAGCUCCAAGUCUUCGGAAAUGAAUGUUUUAGUGCCAAAAGGAAAUGGAGAUUUUGCUGAAUUUCCGAUCCCAGAGCAGUUCAAGACGACGGUGGGCAAGUCUGGCCUCAACACUGUUGUUGUGGAAAGCAAAGGCUAAUCAUCUUUCUUUCAGUGUCAGGAGGCUGUGAACCUGCGUACUAUUUAUUUUUAGCUGCUUGUAAUAUUUUAAGCUAAUAUUAUUUUGAGGUAUGUAUUCCUUUCUGCUUAUGCGCUUUGGACACUUCCAGUUCUGAUAGUUCUUUGGAGACAACGUUCAGAAAAGGAAAAUUGAGUCAACUGACUGGAAUAUGUUUAAAUGUGAACUAAAAGUAAUUGCUGGCAAAUAAUUGUAAUGAAUAUUUUUAUUUAUUAGUUUGACAGCCGCAACUUUCUGUUUGAUGCGGUUAAACCAUAGUUUUAAGUGAGAAUAGGGCCAAAAUUAUAUAUAUAUAAAGGUUUUAUUUAUAAAUCGUCUGUAUUUGCCCAUAAAGUGAGUCAUGAUGUAUUUCAAGUUCUAGUUAGAAUAGAAGUUGGGUAACUGAGUGGUUGUAGUGUCAGGUCACUGGUUCGAUCUUGAUAAAAGCUAGUAGCUCUUUGGUGGUUCGAAACAAGGCCAGCUAUCAGUGAUUGGGCUAAAGAAAUGGUCCUGCCUAAGGAAACAGCUGAUCUUAGUAGGUAACAAAAGCUACACAGAUCAUCCACUCCAUUCUGCACUCAUCCAGAUCCUGCAUUUGCAUUCAGCUUAAAAUGUGCACUUCAAAAAAAUUAAAAAAAAACACCACAUUACAGGUUUGGUCUUUAGCUUUGUACACUUCCACACACACACUCAGACUCAAACACAGGGAAGACAUCACUUCGAAAACCACUUUUUUGGGGUUCAGGGGGACUCAAAAUGGAUAUAUCCACCAAAAACCUUAACUCUAAUUUAUUUACCAAAUCAAAAGUUGUUUUUUUAUUUAUGGGGGGGGGGG
Macrosteles quadrilineatus (aster leafhopper) is the source of this 2543-nucleotide messenger RNA. RefSeq names its product adenylyl cyclase-associated protein 1-like. Lineage: Eukaryota; Metazoa; Arthropoda; Insecta; Hemiptera; Cicadellidae. Gene Ontology annotation, cellular component: cytoplasm. The transcript is spliced from 11 exons. Gene Ontology annotation, biological process: cytoskeleton organization; regulation of adenylate cyclase activity; cell morphogenesis. Gene Ontology annotation, molecular function: actin binding; adenylate cyclase binding. The record is from RefSeq and is a predicted model, not a curated record. Bases 425 to 1690 code for a protein of 421 amino acids.